Betta splendens (Siamese fighting fish) is the source of this 746-nucleotide messenger RNA. RefSeq names its product ribonuclease-like 3. Bases 34 to 693 code for a protein of 219 amino acids. The record is from RefSeq and is a predicted model, not a curated record. Gene Ontology annotation, molecular function: nucleic acid binding. The transcript is spliced from 2 exons. Lineage: Eukaryota; Metazoa; Chordata; Actinopteri; Anabantiformes; Osphronemidae.
GCUGGGACCAGUCUGAGAUGCGUCUUGUGUCUUAUGAGCAGACUUUGUCUGGGUCAACGACCCACCAGCACAAAGAUGAUUUGUCGCCACCAUCUCACGGAAUUUGAUCAGAUGAAAUUUAAUAAAUCCAUUUUGAAUAAUCCAGGAUGGGAUCAUAUUUCUUCACUAUGCAAAUCCUGUGGGCGGCACCAGUGUCUGUAUAAAACAUUCCACAGUUUACUGAUGCUUCAGUGCUUCAGGAACUGUGCUACAGAUAAAAUGAAGGUCCAGCUUGUGUUCUUGCUGCUGGUGCUCCUCUCUGCUGCUGUGCUUUCCCAGAAUGAUCGCUACAGACACUUCAUAAACCAGCACAUCUACGGGCAGAUGCGCGUCGAUAGAUGUGAUGAUGUAAUACGAAGCAGAGGAAUCAAAGAGGCCAACACCAAUGCUUGUAAGGAAACCAACACCUUCAUCAAAGCUGGCACCAACUUGAUCAAGAACAUCUGUGGGCAGGCUGGGGAGCCGUACCCACGCGGCAGAGACCUGAGGAUCAGCCUCCAACCCUUCAACAUCAUUGUCUGUACACUGAGAAAUCAGGCCAGACCCCCUCGCUGCGAGUACCGGGGUCAAGAUCGCACCAGGAGAAUUGUAAUCGCAUGUGAAAAUGGCCUUCCUGUGCACUUUGCAGAAGAUGUAAUACCUGCAGGUAUCUGAUCACAGCUCGAUGGUUCACCUCGGUGUGAAAUCAAAUAAAAAAACUAAAUGUG